AUGAUUCCAUCAACAUCCAAUCAACCUUAUCGAAGUGAUUGGUAUUCAUUCUUUCUCUUGUCCACCAGAUCUCAAAAGGCACAAGGCAUCAUGCGGUGUAUAUCUAUUCUUCUAUGCGCUGGGUCUAUUCCAGCGAUAAAUGCCUUUACAGCUUCGCAAUCGGCUUCGGUUCGACAAUUCUCGCUAUUUUCACAAUCCUCGUCAUCAUCAUCUCAAAUGGUGGAUGAAUCAUCAUCAUCAUCAUCGGAAGCAUCUCCAUCGCAAGGACGCCGCGAAUUUGUGGCAUCGUCAAUAGGAUUGGCGGCUUUGGGAGCUCUUCCAACACUGUCACAAGCCGCCGAUGAGGCAAUCCCAGAAGGUGGGGGCGUCACCAUGUUCAAGACUGGGUCCGGUCUCAAGUACAUUGAAAUGGAACAGAAAGGUGACUCAUCGCGUCCUUCUCCUAAAUACGGUCAACUUGUCAUGAUCAAAUAUGAUGCUUAUAUGAAACUACCCAACAAAGGAAAGAAAGAAAAGUAUGAUUCGUCCGAUGGUUACGUCAUCAAGCAUGGAAAUGGACGCAUGAUUCCCGGUUUGGACGAAGGUUUGCACACUAUGAAGAAGGGUGAUACACGACGACUCAUCAUUCCUCCCAAACUGGGAUACAUUGAUAACAACUUGGGUCCACUUCCUGACAAUCCAUUCAAUAGGGCGAAAUUGAAUCGACUGUUGGAUCAAAUGAUUGCCCAACAGGGUGGACAAUUGGUAUUCGAUGUCACAUUGCUCAACUUUUUUGACGACGAGGCCGACCAAGGCUACUACGAGGAUGCCGAUCCAACACCACAUGAACUGGAUCAAAUUUUCAAUAGACUGGCGAAAGGAGGCGCAGGUUUGAACAUUCCACAAAUUGAGACUGAAUAG
Cylindrotheca closterium is the source of this 900-nucleotide messenger RNA. NCBI's taxonomy places the organism in Eukaryota, Bacillariophyta, Bacillariophyceae, Bacillariales, Bacillariaceae. The record is from the annotation of a GenBank genome assembly.